AUGUCCGAAAUAAAAAAUCCCAGUGAUGAUGGGUAUUAUAUGCCUCAUCACGCUGUAAUUAAAGAAUCAAGUAAUACUACGAAAGUACGAGUUGUGUUUGAUGCGUCGGCGAAAACGAAUAACGGCUUAUCUCUCAACGAUACAUUAAUGGUAGGUCCAACUAUACAAAAUAAACUAUUUUCACAUUUAAUUCGUUUUCGAUCUUACAAAUACGUCUUAACAGCAGACAUCGAAAAGAUGUAUAGACAGAUUCUCGUACACGAUGAGGAUCGACGUUAUCAACGCAUAUUAUGGCGCGAAAAUGGUGAAAUAAAAACAUUACAAUUAAAUACGCUUACUUUCGGGAUUUCUUCACCGCCAUUUCUCGCAAUCCGAACCAUCAAAAAAUUAGCAGACGAUGAACGAUCUUCAUAUCCUCGGGCAGCCAAAGUAAUUGAGUCACAUCUAUACGUAGAUGAUUUAUUAACCGGCGCUGAGACGAUAAAUGACGCUCGGACGUUGCGAAAUGAAAUAAUAACAUUAUUAGCUCGCGGCGGCUUUAGUAUAAGACAAUGGGCAUCUAACGAUAAACGCGUAGUCAAUGAUUUACCGAUUAGCGCACUACACGAGAAUUUUGCAUUAGAUACAGAUCGCGCUUUAAAAACAUUAGGCGUAACGUGGAAUGCACGCGAUGAUAAGAUAUAUUACGCGACAAAAUCAAUCGGAAAUACAACAAAAAUUACAAAGAGAACUAUAUUAUCAGAGAUUGCCAAAAUAUUUGACCCCUUAGGAUUGCUGGGCCCGGUCAUUUUAUAUAUUAAAAAAAUAAUGCAACACGUCUGGCGAUGUGGUCUACAAUGGGACGAGUCCGUACCGCAAAACAUAUAUACAGAAUGGUUAAAAUUCGUAAAACAAUGGGAAACAAUGGGCCGAGUUUCUUUCCCUCGAAAUUUAUUAAUCGAGAAUUAUCAAAACGUACAAAUACAUGGAUUUUGCGACGCGAGCAAUAUAGGUUACGGUGCAUGUAUAUACGUACGUUCAACGGGAAAACACGGCGAUGUAACCGUUAGAUUGUUAUGUGCCAAAUCGCGAGUAGCGCCAUUAAAAAUAUCUACCAUCCCACGACUUGAAUUAUGCGGAGCAUUAAUAUUAGCACAAUUAUAUCAAGAAAUAAAGGACGUGUUCGGUUUUUACGUCACCAAAGUCAUUUUUUGGAGUGACUCGACUAUAGUAUUACAUUGGUUGAACACAUCGCCACACUUGUUAAAAACGUACAUAGCAAAUCGAGUCGCAAUCAUUCAAGAAAUCACCGGUUCAUAUGAAUGGCGGCACGUCAGAACCGCAGACAAUCCCGCGGACGCGUUAUCAAGAGGCCAAUUGCCUUACGAUUUCUUGCAAAACAACACAUGGUCCACAGGACCUACUUGGCUUAUUAAAGACGCGUCGCAAUGGCCUAAUGAGUUUAAACGUUUAACAGAAAUACCCGAAUUAAAGAAAAACACCUGUUUAACAGUCUUACAUAAGGAUUACGGCUUGUUUAAUAAAUACUCAUCAUAUUCUAAAUUGCUCAGGAUAAUUGCUUGGUGUCUCAGAUUUCGCUCAAACAAUAAAUAUACAGGUAAUUUAUGUGCCGAUGAAAUUAAUAAUGCAGAAUUACGAGUGUUAAAAUUGCUCCAAGACAGUCAAUUCUCGGAGGUAAUUCAAGAAUUAAAAAAGAACAUCGCAUAUAAGGGUAAAUACGCAAAUUUAAACCCGUUCCUUGAUGAAAUCGGACUUAUUCGUGUCAGUGGACGUAUCCAACGAUCCAAUCUCUCAUUUUCGCAGAAACAUCCGAUUCUUCUCCCGAAUCGCCAUCAUAUAACAGAUAACAUCAUUCGCGAACUUCAUGAAAAACAUCAUCAUACAGGUAUUCAAACAACCUUGUACACAUUGAGACAACGUUUUUGGUUAUGUGACGGCCGAAAUCAAGCUGUACAUCUCGAAUUAGUAAGUGAUUUAACAUCGGAUGGUUUUCUUGCGGCUUUACGCCGAUUUAACGCCAGACGCGGUAUUCCCGAACAUAUUUACUCAGACAAGGGUACCAACUUUGUUGGUGCAAAUAACAAAUUAAAGGAAGUAUAUGUGUUAAUAAACUCGGAAGAACAUAAAACACUCGUAAAUCAAUUUGCAAAUCAACACCGUAUUAAAUGGCAUUUUAUACCACCACUCGCUCCCCAUUUUGGUGGAAUGUGGGAAUCAACCGUAAAGUCAUUUAAGCACCACUUCAAACGCGUGAUAGGUGACUCUCUUUUUACAUACGAAGAAUUAGAAACAUUCACAACCGAAGUCGAGGGCAUUUUAAAUUCUAGACCAAUCACGUCCAUUUCAACAGAUCCAAACGACUUACUCGUCUUAUCCCCCGCUCAUUAUCUAAUUGGCAAACCUAUUACUUCUUUGCCGGAAAGCGAUUUAUUAAGUGUUCCAGAAAAUCGUUUAUCCAUCUGGAAACAUAUAUCAAAGGUCCGACAAGACUUCUGGGCAAGAUGGAGUUUAGAAUACUUAAAUGAACUCCAAAUACGAAAUAAAUGGAAAAAAGAUGAAUCAAAGCUUAACAUCGGUUCUGUCAUACUUAUCAAAGACAAAAAUAUUCUAUGCACUCAAUGGGCGUUAGGCAGAGUUACACACGUACACCCUGGUGAAGGUGGAAUUGUACGAGUCGCAACUAUAAAAACAUCUUCAGGAGAAAUUAAAAGAGCUGUGAAAUCAUUAUGUCUGCUGCCUAUAGAAACCGAUUAA
Solenopsis invicta (red fire ant) is the source of this 2754-nucleotide messenger RNA. RefSeq lists its product as uncharacterized. The coding region runs from base 1 to 2754 and encodes 917 amino acids. The record is from RefSeq and is a predicted model, not a curated record. Lineage: Eukaryota; Metazoa; Arthropoda; Insecta; Hymenoptera; Formicidae. The transcript has 2 exons. Gene Ontology annotation, molecular function: nucleic acid binding. Gene Ontology annotation, biological process: DNA integration.